Molecule: messenger RNA, 709 nt
Organism: Centruroides sculpturatus (bark scorpion)
Lineage: Eukaryota; Metazoa; Arthropoda; Arachnida; Scorpiones; Buthidae
Product: ragulator complex protein LAMTOR1-like
Exons: 5
Coding region: 35-502 (155 amino acids)
Biological process (GO): positive regulation of MAPK cascade; cellular response to amino acid stimulus; regulation of receptor recycling
Cellular component (GO): lysosome; Ragulator complex
Molecular function (GO): molecular adaptor activity; guanyl-nucleotide exchange factor activity
Source: RefSeq, a predicted model, not a curated record
CGCAUGCGUCAGCUGAUCAAAGAUUACACACAAAAUGGGAUCUUGCUGUUCCAAAGACGAGGAAACGGACCAGAUAGAUGAUGCUGUUGAUGACAGUACAAGAUUUAAUGAUGUAAAUAAAAAGCAAUAUGGGACUAUUGAAAGCAAUCCAGUAGCAGUUCCUAACAAUUCAGAGGAUGAAAACAUUUCUAGCAUUUUAAAACGAGUUGAAGAAAAUGUGAUUGAUAUACCAGCUUUAAAAUUAAUGGAAGAGAGCCGUGAUUUUACUGAUAGGGUAGAAAAAUAUUCUCAACAAUUAAAUUUACCAUCUCCGUAUAUUUCAAAUGAAAAAGUAUGCUUGCUAGAAGAAGUUUCUACACCUGAAGAAGUUCUUUCAAAAAAUCCAGAAAUACCAGCAGAAAAUGAAAAGAUAACUAAAAUUGUUGAUAAGACAUUGAAUGCAUUAAAAGAAAUCAAAAUUGAACAUAAAGAAGAAUUAGUGGUUCCAUUUAUUUUAACAUGACUAAAUGCAAUAAUAAAAGAUUUUUGUUGAUGAAAGCAAAAUAAGAUUUGUAUCAUUAACUACAAACCUAUCUUCUUUUUAUCAAAAGAAGUUUUUUUAUAGUGAUGAAUUUAAUAUUUUUUCACCUAUAUAAUUUGCUGUCAGAUCUUACAAAUAAAAAUGAAUUUAUAAAUUCUGUCUCAUUUUCUACAUACAUUUCAUGUAUUG